Molecule: messenger RNA, 221 nt
Organism: Symbiodinium sp. CCMP2456
Lineage: Eukaryota; Dinophyceae; Suessiales; Symbiodiniaceae
Source: the annotation of a GenBank genome assembly
GCACUGCGCUGUGGCAGGGUCUCAACGCAAGUUUCCGCGAGCUCCACAGCAAGCGGCGGGAGGGUAGCUUCUGCCACACCAUGCUUCUGACAGACGGCGAGACGGAAGAUAGUGCUCAGAUCAUGCAGCUUCUGCAGGACGCCAAGGUUGGCUAUGGCGGGGAGAUCCCAGGAACUGUCAGCACCUUCGGCUUCGGCUACGAGAUUGACAGCAAGCUCUUG